Messenger RNA from Venustampulla echinocandica, 990 nucleotides. RefSeq names its product Aromatic compound dioxygenase. Gene Ontology annotation, biological process: catechol-containing compound metabolic process. The coding region runs from base 1 to 990 and encodes 329 amino acids. The record is from RefSeq and is a predicted model, not a curated record. The transcript is spliced from 3 exons. Lineage: Eukaryota; Fungi; Ascomycota; Leotiomycetes; Helotiales; Pleuroascaceae. Gene Ontology annotation, molecular function: ferric iron binding; catechol 1,2-dioxygenase activity.
AUGGACCCUACAAAGACCAAGAUCCCUCCAAUGAUGGAUCUAACCAUUGACAACAUCACCGAGAACACGGUGCUAAUCAACUCCCAAAGCGGGGACCAACGCCUGACAUACGUGAUGGAGCGGCUUGUCACCCAUCUUCAUGAUUUUGCACGAGAAACAAGAUUAAGCACGUCGGAAUGGAUGGCUGCAUUAGAUUUCCUGGUCAAAGUAGGGCAAAUAUCCAGCUCUGUCCGACACGAAUUCAUUCUCCUAUCUGAUAUCCUCGGCCUCUCCCUCCUUGUCGAUGCAAUCGAUCACCCGAAGCCCCCCUCCAGCACCGAAGGUUCGGUCCUCGGGCCCUUCCAUACCCACGAUCCGCCAACAAUUGGCAACGGGUCCUCCAUGGCCUCCGACCCACAAGGGGAACCAUGUCUGGUCAUUUGCACAAUCAAGGACGUCCAAGGGAACGCUAUCGAGGAUGUGAAGAUUGAUAUUUGGGAAACUGAUAGCACGGGGCAUUAUGAUGUACAAUACGAGAACCGGCAAGCACCUGAUGGGCGAUGCGUUAUGAAGAGUGAUAAGGAAGGUGGAUUUUGGUUCAAGGCGAUUGUCCCGGUCCCAUAUCCGAUCCCGCAUGAUGGCCCGGUGGGGGAUCUCUUGAAACUGUUGCACAGACAUCCAUGGCGGCCUGCCCAUAUGCAUUUCAUGUUUGAAAAGUCCGGGUGGGAUAAUUUAAUCACGGCUGUAUACAUUCGCAACGACCCCUACGAAUCCUCCGAUGCUGUCUUCGGCGUGAAAAAAUCCCUAGUUGUUGAUUUCACGCCUGCGGACGCAGAAACGGCUAAGCAAUAUGGUGUGAAAGAGGGGACCAAGGUACUGAAGCAUGAUUUCGUACUUGUUAGUGCGAAGGAUACGGAGAAGUUAAGAGAUGAGAAUGCCUUGAAGGCGUUGAAGGAGCUGGGCCUGAGGGUUAAGUUGAUUGAUCACUUGCCGGUGCCAGAUCUGGACUAA